ACUUCCGUCGCUAAACUGUAAAAGUCAGCAAAACACUCCACAUUGUGGUUGAGCUUCUGCCACCGUGGACAAGAUGUGUUCAACAAUUGGUGUAACAUAAAGGCCUUAUAUGUUUUGAAUAUAAAGUGAUCAAAAGGAUCAAGAUAUGGAGUACUUCAAAAGUGGUCUAAAGUCAGUCCUGGGAGCUCCGGAUCCAGGUACCCAGCCGACAGGAGCAGACACAGUUGAACGAUUAGUGGACAGACUUCAAUCGUCCAGCCUCCUAGAUGAUCGACGAGAUGCUUGCCGUGCCCUCAAAGCACUCUCGCGAGCCUACAGAGUUGAAGUUGGAGCCCAGGGGAUGGACAGCUUGAAACAAGUCUUAGAGAUGGAUAGAACAGACUGCGAGAUUGUAGGGGUAGCUCUUGAUACGUUAUGCAACAUUACGAGCCCAGAAACAUUCGAUGAAGAAGUUGACAAGCAUGGUCUAGACUCCAAGAUUGGCGAACAAUUCACGGAAAUAUUUAUAAAACAGCAGGACAGCGUGCCUCUAAUCUUAUCAUCUCUUGAAGAAUUUGAUUUCCGAGUUCGGUGGCCCGCCUUAAAACUAUUAACCAAUCUCCUUUUAAACCGACCCAAAGACAUUCAAGAAAUCAUCCUCGUCAGUAGAAUGGGUGUAUCCCGCCUGAUGGAUCUUCUCAUUGAUAGUCGGGAGGUUAUUCGCAACGAUGCACUUCUUCUCCUAAUCCAAAUAACCAAAGGUAAUGCGAAUAUUCAGAAAAUUGUUGCAUUUGAGAACGCCUUUGAUCGUAUCUUCGACGUGAUCACUCAAGAAGGUGGAGUCGAAGGCGGUAUAGUAGUUGAAGAUUGUCUUCUCCUGAUGCUCAAUCUAAUCCGCAACAAUGUUAGCAACCAAAACUUUUUCAAGGAGGGAAGCUAUAUUCAAAGAUUAACUCCAAUGUUCCAACUUCCACCGGAUGCUGAAGACACGCCCUCAUCAGGCUGGAGUCCCCAGAAAGUGGCAAACGUUCACUGUAUGGUGCAAGUAGUUCGAGCCCUAGUAGCUCCCAGCAAUCAAACCCAAAUAGCCUCUGCUUGCCAGAAAAUAAUGCACUAUUGUGGCCUUCUUCAGGCUCUCUGUGACAUUUUAAUGGCUUCUGGAGUUCCCGCAGACGUCCUAACAGAAACUAUAAAUGCAGUAGCUGAAGUGAUCCGAGGAAACAUUGUGAACCAAGAAUUUUUAGCAAGUGUCAUGGCACCUUGUAGUCCUCCGCGGCCUGCUAUAGUCGUCCUCUUGAUGUCGAUGAUAAACGAGAAACAACCGUUUAUUCUUAGAUGUGCAGUUCUCUACUGCUUUCAAUGCUUCUUAUAUAAGAAUGAAGUGGGUCAAACUCAACUAGUCCAGACACUAUUACCCCAAACGAAUGAACUCCCCGCAUUAACCACUGGCCAGUUAUUGUGCGGAGGGUUAUUCUCGCCUGAUCCUUUAUCCAAUUGGUUCUCUGCUGUUGCUCUCUCACAUGCCCUAAUCGAAAAUAUUAGCCAGAAAGAGCAGUUAUUAAGGGUUCUCCUAGCUACGAAAAUUGGAAAACCCCCAGUGACUCUUCUUCAGCAAUGUGUUAUGCUUCUCCAACUAGGUAAUAAACCACAAAGCAAGCUCGGAUUACUAAUCCUUCUUUGCAGGUGGACAUCAAACUGUCCGGCAGCUGUUAAAGCCUUUUUGGCUGUUGAUUCAUCCGUUGCUUACCUCACUGCUUUAUUAUCCUCUCACGAGAAUAACGAGGAUCUUCAAGAGAUACUGAUCCAGAGUAUGUGUGCUCUAUUAAUAGGUAUCUGUGUACAUUUCAAUGAAGAUGAUGUACCUAAUUAUAGUAAGGAGAAGUUAUGUGCAUUGAUAGAAAAUCGAAUAGGGUUAGAAAGGUUUCAAGACGCUAUUGGGGGUAUUGCGAGACACGAAAUUUAUUCAAAGACUCUUAAACAUCCUCAGCCCUCGGCAAAAACCCCGGGGGAGUUACUCUUGGAUCAUGAAUUCUGUAGGUUACUGAAAAAAAUAGAGAGCAUUAUUUUGGAGACAGUAUUAAAAGGAUCACAUUCCAGUAAAGAUUUGCAUACGCACCUCUCGUCAGUUGACUCUGCAUUAGUUUCACAAUACAAAGAUGUGAUCAGAAAACAGGACAUCCACAUACAUGAUUUAAAAAUGAAAAAUGAGUUCUCAAUGAGGGAGAAAGAACAAUUGGAUGGAAGAGUGAAAGAGUUGGAGGGAGAGGUACGGAAUCUGAGGGACCAAAAUAUGGUUCUUCGCGCUGCACAGAUUAAUUUAGUGGAGAGACAAGAUAAUACAGAAGGGUCAAUGAAGUGUAAAGAGGAGGAAGAGGCAGAGGCCAUGAGGAGUGUGAAGGAGCUGGAACAGAAACUAGAGGAGUAUAUUCUGAAGGUUAGAGAAUAUGCGCAACGUGAAGAGAAAUUUAAAGAGUUGGAGAGGACAUUGAAAGAGAAGAGACAAGAGCUAGAAAAGACGAAAAAAGAUCAAGAUGAUUUGUUGGAGCUAUUGGCUGAUCAAGAUAAUAAAAUUUGUAUUUUUAAGCAGAAGCUUGUAGCUCUCGGAGAGAAAAUCGAAUCUGAGGACAGCUUGGAAGAGAUUGAUACUGAUGAACAACCAGAAUCGAGUAAUUGAGAGGAAUUAAAUAUAAUUUUCGCAAUAGUUGAAGGUCAAUACCAAAUUUUCGCCAAUAAAUUCAGUCGCUGCAGAACAAGACUUUCUCAAUCUUCUCAAAUGAAAGUGAAAAAAUUCUAGAAUAUCGUGGUUUUGACCGUAAACUCAAAAUACAUUUUCUUUUCACCCAUUAUUAUCUUCGUUCAGUGAAAACCUAUUAUUUUGUUAAUAAAAUUAGCAUGUGUGUGAAUUGAAAUAUUCUUGAAGAUUUUGUAUUCAGCUCAGUGAUAAGGUAUUCUGUGCUAUUUCAGUAUACGCCACAAAAUACAAUUUUUUUAUUUUUACCCCAUUACAGACGAGAUUCAAAAAUGUUUCUAAAAAAUGAAGAUGAUUGAAAAAUAAAUUUACCAAAGUUAUGGAAAACUUGAAA
This is a messenger RNA of Fopius arisanus, 3062 nucleotides long. It is a transcript of the gene p115, whose product is annotated as General vesicular transport factor p115. Gene Ontology annotation, cellular component: cytoplasm; endoplasmic reticulum; Golgi membrane. The transcript is spliced from 3 exons. Bases 146 to 2653 code for a protein of 835 amino acids. Gene Ontology annotation, biological process: vesicle fusion with Golgi apparatus; endoplasmic reticulum to Golgi vesicle-mediated transport; intracellular protein transport. The record is from RefSeq and is a predicted model, not a curated record. Lineage: Eukaryota; Metazoa; Arthropoda; Insecta; Hymenoptera; Braconidae.